Molecule: messenger RNA, 2274 nt
Organism: Effrenium voratum
Lineage: Eukaryota; Dinophyceae; Suessiales; Symbiodiniaceae
Source: the annotation of a GenBank genome assembly
AUGGACGUGACCGUGGAAAGCGAUGUGGGCAGUGUGGUGUUGAAGGAAGUGCUCCCGACUUUGAGCAUCCGCGAGCUUCAACAAGAGGUCCAGUUUCGUAGCGGCAUCCCUGCGAAGCAGCAACUCCUCUCGCAUGCGGGCGUGCGGUUGUUGGCCGAGCGAAGCUUGCAGGAUUUUUGGGAUUUUGGCAGCCUCCAGCUGGAUGUCACGAGCUAUGCCCCGCUUGCACAGGGCCCGCCUACCUUUUUGCCGUGCACCGAGCAUCGAGGGAUUCAGCUGCUGCAGCUGCAGGAGCUCCAGGCGUAUUUAGUCAACAGAUGCCGCGACGGAGAGCUAAGAGCCUGGCGCGACGCUGGCAAACCCAUUUGCUUGGAGGCGCUGAAUCUGUAUCAGCUGGCAGACUGGGUGAUCCGCCCGGCAACUCGGGAAGAUCACUGCAGCUACGUUGAGCUGAUUUCUUCGGGCAAGGAGGCACAGAACCCGCAGUGGUUCGUGUCGCACGCCUGGCAGGAGCCCAUCCUGGACUUCGUGAGGUGCCUGCAGGGCCACGCUGAAGUGCGGGAGCUGGAAGAAACGGUGGCCUACUGGGUGUGCGCCUACGCCAACAACCAGCACGAACUGGGGGACGAGCUGCGCUGCAAUCCUCGAGAGACCUCCUUCUUCCGUGCCAUGCAGCUGUCCCUUGGCGUGGUGCUGGUCUUGGACUCUGAGGGGACGCCCUUCUCUCGGACCUGGUGCUGUUUCGAGCUGGCCAUGGCUUUGACGGACCUGGGCGAGAGCGGCGAGAGCGCGCCUCGCCAUCUCCACGAGGGGCACGCGCGUCUGUUGCUGGACAUUGCCACCUGCGCCCAAGGCAGGGCAGAGCUGCUGACGGAUGGCCUGGCACCCGAGGAGGUGCAGCGGGAGGAGAGCGUCUGCGCUGGCAGCGGCGGGAAGGCCAAGGCGAAGCGCGAAGAGAGCUUUCCCAUCGAGUUGGUGCAGAGAGCCUUAAAGAUUGACAUUGCAGAGGCCAGCGCCUCGUGCCCUGUGGACAAGAUCAGGAUCUUGAACAGCAUCGCGGGCCUUCCACCCGAGCAGCUGGACGCGCCCCUGGGCGAGUCCCCCGAGCGAAGACGACGCUACGAGGCAGUGAACCGGGGCCUUCGGGCCAUCUUUGCGAUGGCCUCUGUGAGUCAGGUGGUCUCCAAGGACCUCCAUGAGCUGAUGCCGGCCAUCUGCCAGGCCCUGGCGGAGGAUGAGACGCGGCGCAGCCUGCGACUCUCCUUCGCCAAGAGUCUGAAGUUCCGAGACACGGACCUGGUCGCCCUGGUCCGCGCCCUGCCCGCGCUUACCGGGCUCCUGCGCCUGGACCUGCGGUCCUGCCACCAGCUCUCGGAUGCUGCCGUGCUGGAGCUGGCUGGAGCAUUGAAGCGGGUCAAGGUCACGGCCCUGUUCUUGGACUUCUUCAUGUGCGCCGGUCUGACCGACCUCUCCAUUGCCCAGAUCUUUGCCAACUCCCAGCAUCUUACUGACAUGCGCGAGUUUGACCUCAACGUCCGCGGGCUGGUCAAGGUCACCGCAGAGGUGAUCCCUCCGCUGAUCUCCGCUCUGGAGGUCAUGCCGCUGCUGCGGAAGUUGCAUCUAAACUUCUGCAAGACUCGCCAGAACGACGAAGCCGCUACGGUGCUGAUACGCACGGUGAAGCACUUGAGGCACCUGGAGAUCUUGAGGCUCUACUUCACGGAGUGUUCUUUGGUGGGCUCUCAGGCGGCCGCCGCUUUAGGCGACAGCCUGUCUGAGCUGCGCGGCCUGACCGAGGCAAUCCUUUGCUUUGCGCACACGGGGCUCACCGACGCAGGGCUGCUGGGCCUUUGCCGCGGCCUGGGCGCGCUGCAGCAUUGCCGGCGCCUGACGCUGCGCUUCCACGGCUGCCGCGAGCUCACGGACGAGUCCCUUUGGGUGCUGGGGGAGACCUUGCGGGGACUCUCCUUGCAGAAGCUCAGCCUGGACUUGGGGAAAUGCGCGCAGCUCUCAAAGGGCUUGGCGCGGCGCUACGGGGGGCCCAGCGCCUGGGAGCUGCUGCAAGACCCGGCCUUCCGGCGGCCCCGGAGUGCGGCGCACGCGCGGAUCCUGGAGCUCUUUCGGGAGAGGCGCGGCGCGUUCUCCAAUGCAGAGGCGCUGUAUCCGGUGUUGAAGGCAGUGGACCCAUCGCUAUCUGCGGUGGACUUCCACCAGUUGCGGGCCGCGGCCUUGGCCGAGGACGCCCCGGGCCGACGUGUUUUCGUGGUAACUUGA